Messenger RNA from Gopherus flavomarginatus (Mexican gopher tortoise), 1646 nucleotides. RefSeq lists its product as uncharacterized. NCBI's taxonomy places the organism in Eukaryota, Metazoa, Chordata, Testudines, Testudinidae. The transcript has 3 exons. The coding region runs from base 1 to 990 and encodes 329 amino acids. The record is from RefSeq and is a predicted model, not a curated record.
AUGAUAGAGAUUAUGGCGCCACUCGUGGGCAGAGCGUCCACUUGGGCCUUGGGCAGAGCCGCACACGAGCCCCUCGUGCCUGACCCCCGGCAGCCGGGCGCUGGCGACCGCCGAGGUCCAGGACAAAGAAACCGGGCGCCGUUAGGUGCGGCUGUUCCCCGGUGGUGCCCCAGAGGCGGCUGCAUCUCCGUGCCGGCUGAGCUGUUCUCCUGCUGCGUUAUACACGGCUGGUCCCCAGCACCCCAGCCCCAGAGGUGGCUGCAUCUCAGCGCCAGAGGAGCCAUUCUCCUGCAGCAUUAUACACGGCUGGCCCCAGUGGUGCCCCAGAGGUGGCUGCAUCUCAGCGCCAGACAAGCCGUUCUCGUGCAGCGUUAUACACGGCUGGUCCCCAGCACCCCAGCCCCAGAGGCGGCUGCAUCUCAGCGCCAGACAAGCCGUUCUCCUCCAGUGUUAUACACGGCUGGUCCCCAGCACCCCAGCCCCAGAGGCGGCUGCAUCUCAGCGCCAGACAAGCCGUUCUCCUCCAGCGUUAUACACGGCUGGUCCCCAGCACCCCAGCCCCAGAGGCAACUGCAUCUCAGCGCCAGACAAGCCGUUCUCCUGCAGCAUUAUACACGGCUGGUCCCCAGCACCUCAGCCCCCGAGGUGGCUGCAUCUCAGCACCAGAGGAGCUGUUCUCCUGCAGCGUUAUACACGGCUGGCCCCAGUGAUGCCCCCGAGGCGGCUGCAUCUCAGCGCCAGACAAGCCGUUCUCCUGCAGCGUUAUACACGGCUGUUCCUCAGUGGUGCCCCAGAGGCGGCUGCAUCUCCGCACUGGGCAAACCAUCCCUGUGUGACCCCUGCAGGGCUUGUGCAUUCGGACGGACUCCUGGCCCCAGGGCUCACCCCCAGACAUGCCCCCUCCAUUCCUGGCCUGAUGCGGGGUGGGGCCUGGGGGCUGGGCCUGGGGGCUGGACCCGGGAGGAAUUGAGGAUAUUUAUAGUGGGUUAACUAGGGCCAGGGAGAGCCCCCCUCUACUCCCCCCCCCAAGCGCUGGGACGAGAUAAGAACCCUUCCGCCCCAAUUGUCUUGGGUCUGCGAGGGCGGCCCCCCGGCCCCCUCCCCGCACUGGAAUGGGCGGUGGGGGAGACACUGUGGCUGGGCCCAGGGGUCUGUUCCGGGCAGGCUGGGUCCAUAGGGCUGAUGUGGGCCAGAGGGGCCCACGGGCUCUGGAUCCCCCCAGCCCCUCCCAGUUCUAUCCCCAGCUCUGGGAGGGGAGUGGGGUCUGGUGGUUAGAACGCGGGGGCUGGGAGCCAGGACUGCUGGGUUCUCUCCCAGCUCUGGGAGGGGGGGCUGGGAGCCAGGACUCCUGGGUUCUCUCCCGGCUCUGGGAGGGAAGUGGGGUCUGGUGACAAGAGCAGGGGGGCUGGGAACUGGACUCCUGGAUUCUCUCCCCAGCUCUGGGAGGGGAGUGGGGGCUGGCGGUUAGAGCAGGGGGGUCUGGGAGCCAGGACUCCUGGGUUCUCUCCUGGCUGUGGGAGGGAAGUGGGGUCUGGUGAUGAGAGCAGGGGGGCUGGGAACCGGACUCCUGGGUUCUCUCCUGGCUCUGGGAGGGGAGUCGGGGCUGGUGGUUAGAGCAGGGGGGCUGGGAACCGGACUCCUGGGUU